Molecule: messenger RNA, 1046 nt
Organism: Podarcis raffonei (Aeolian wall lizard)
Lineage: Eukaryota; Metazoa; Chordata; Lepidosauria; Squamata; Lacertidae
Product: phytanoyl-CoA dioxygenase, peroxisomal-like
Exons: 9
Coding region: 238-999 (253 amino acids)
Biological process (GO): fatty acid alpha-oxidation
Molecular function (GO): phytanoyl-CoA dioxygenase activity
Source: RefSeq, a predicted model, not a curated record
CUCCGGCUGCGCGCCCUGCUGCGCCCCGUCCUGCGCGCCGGCGCCUCCUCGCCGCGCCCCACACGAUUUCCUACUUCAGCCCAAUUUACUACAGUGAAAUACCGAACUCAAUACCAUUACACCUUAGAUAAUAAUGUUCUAAGCCCAGAGCAAAGGGAUUUCUAUGAGGAGAACGGCUAUCUCGUCAUAAAAAAUCUGGUCUCGGAUGAGGAUGUUGAACAUUUCAGAAAUGAGUUCAUGAAGAUCUGCAGACAGGAAGUGAUUGUCCCUGGUCUGACGGUCAUGAGAGAUGUUUCAGCUUCCAAGUUGGAGUUUGUUCUAGAUCAUAAAACAGUUUCCAAAAUACAGGAUUUCCAGCAACAUGAGAAGCUCUUCAGAUAUUGUAGAUUACCUCAGAUAUUGAAAUAUGUUGAAUGCUUCACGGGACCAAACAUCAUGGCUAUGCACGCCAUGUUGAUAAAUAAGCCUCCGGAUUCUGGAAAGAAGACCACUCGCCAACCGAUGCACCAGGAUUUGCACUACUUCUCAUUCCGGCCUGCAGAUCGCAUUGUUUGUGCCUGGACUGCCAUGGAGAAGAUUGAUCGCAGCAAUGGAUGCCUGGCAGUUUGGCCAGGAAGUCAUAAGGGGUCUCUGAAACAGCAUGAUUAUCCUGAGUGGGAGGGUGGUGUAAACAAGAUGUACCAUGGAGUGCGUGAUUAUGAUAAAACUAUUCCAAGGGUUCACCUUGCUGUGGAGAAAGGAGACACAGUGUUCUUCCAUCCCUUGCUAAUCCAUGGCUCUGGAAUGAACAGGACUGAAGGGUUUCGUAAGACAAUUUCUUGUCAUUACGCAAGUUCUGAGUGCCACUAUAUUGACAUGAAAGGUACAAUUCAAGAGAACAUGGAGAAAGAAGCAGUAGAUGUUGCAAGAGCCAAGCAUGGUACAGACUCACCUAUCACCUUGAUGGAUAUUUGGAUCAUGCGAAGUCGUCUUGUUAAAGGAGAGCGAAUAAAUCUAUAGAAUCUUAUCCAGAUGCCACAGACUUAGAAAAUGAUGUGCUGCCUUCC